AUGGACAUCCUCACCAUGGUCGAAGACCAGCCCACGCCGAAGAGCGUGUACAACUGGCGCGUCUACGUAUCGGCCAUGACCGCAUCUUUCGCAUCCUGCAUGAUUGGCUACACGACCUCCUUCAUCGGAACGACAGUAUCACUAGACUCCUUCAAGGACGAGUUCGGACUCUCGUCUAUGAGCGCUUCGCACUCGGGCUUGAUUCAGGCAAACGUUGUGUCUCUAUUUCAAGCUGGGACUUUCUUCGGAUCCAUCUUCUCGUACGGCACUGCCUACCACUUUGGUCGGAGGAUCACGCUGUGGGCUUUCGUUACUCUCUUCAUUGUUGGUGUCUGUGUUACUUUUCUGCCAUUGGAGGACAUCUUGGCCCCGUUCACGCUGGGAGAUUUAUCUCAGGGUUUGGUGAAGGAGGCUGUACUGUGA
Molecule: messenger RNA, 423 nt
Organism: Ascochyta rabiei
Lineage: Eukaryota; Fungi; Ascomycota; Dothideomycetes; Pleosporales; Didymellaceae
Exons: 1
Coding region: 1-423 (140 amino acids)
Biological process (GO): transmembrane transport; carbohydrate transport
Cellular component (GO): membrane
Molecular function (GO): carbohydrate:proton symporter activity
Source: RefSeq, a predicted model, not a curated record